CUUCAUAGUCGGCCAACCUUUUUUUCCCUGUCUUCUUCCCAGACUUUUUUCCUUUUUCUUUCUUUUUUUCCCAUGUAGGCUAAUAUACAGGCCGGCGCUGCAAUUUCGGAAUCUGCCCUUGUAUAUGGCGGACGAAAUUUCCACAGGAGGAACCGCAACACAAACCCCCCCUGUGCAAGGCAGAACACGGAGAGAGCCUGCACGGACCGAGUAAACCUCGGCAAAUUCACGAUUCAUUACGCCAUUACUCUUUCUAAAAUGUAACGUAGCGUGUCGCGGAGGAAUAAAAAAAAAGAGAGAGAGAGAGAGAGAGCCCGUGGUGAAAUUUUUUUUAACAAUUGGAAUUUCUCGUAACUAAUUCACAAUUUUUUUUUUGGAGGAAGCAGUUCGUUGUGCAGUCACCUCUGCUCGGGGAGGGAAGAUUUCUGGAGCGGGGGAGCCUGGUUCGCAUGAGCUGCAUCGUUUUUGGAGAAGCACAGGCUCAGAGGAGGUGGAGUCAUGAGUGCACAAGAGGCACCCAAUCCUGGGAAGGAGCAGGCGGACGGUGGGAGUGCAGCCACAGAUGGCCCUUCACCAACCUUAGGCCCAAAGUCCAAGAAUACUAGUUCGCCACCUGUCACAAUAAAGAAAGAGCCUGGAACCUCGGAGACGAGUAACGGCAAAGUGGGUGAUGCCAACCCUGCUGAGAUCUGCGUUGUUAUUGGAGGAAAUGAUGGAGGAGCAAGUGGAGGUGGAUCCCGUAGAGCUCAGACCGAGGGUAUGUUUGCCCUUGGUACUCCUCCUCCAACGAAGAGCACAGACUCAUGCAUAGGUUCCUAUGUAUGUGGAGUAUGUGGGAAGAAGUACAAGUACUAUAACUGCUUUCAGACACACGUCAGGGCACACAGAGAAUCCGAGAGCAUGGUUGGAGACGGUCUACCCCCGACACCCAACAGUAGCUUCCGUUAUUCCUGUGACAUCUGUGGCAAGAAGUAUAAAUACUACAGCUGCUUCCAGGAGCACCGUGACCUGCAUGCAGUUGACGAUCCAUAUGAACAGGUAGUGUUACCUGUGGACGGCCUUAAAGAGGAGGAGCCAGUUGAACCUUACCAGAAAAUUGGACCAAAAACUGGGAGCUAUGUUUGCGAGUUCUGUGGGAAGCAGUACAAAUACUUCAAUCCAUACCAGGAGCAUGUUGCUCUUCACACACCAAUGGGCUCCUUUGAUAUGAAGGCUUCACGGGUACAGGAAUGUGGGAGCAUGGAUAUGACUAAAUUUGGCCACAGCCAAACUG
This is a messenger RNA of Morone saxatilis (striped sea-bass), 1273 nucleotides long. RefSeq names its product zinc finger protein 618-like. NCBI's taxonomy places the organism in Eukaryota, Metazoa, Chordata, Actinopteri, Moronidae. The record is from RefSeq and is a predicted model, not a curated record.